Molecule: messenger RNA, 9092 nt
Organism: Pseudoliparis swirei
Lineage: Eukaryota; Metazoa; Chordata; Actinopteri; Perciformes; Liparidae
Gene: myo10l1
Product: myosin X, like 1
Exons: 43
Coding region: 151-6336 (2061 amino acids)
Biological process (GO): signal transduction
Cellular component (GO): myosin complex; cytoskeleton
Molecular function (GO): ATP binding; cytoskeletal motor activity; protein binding
Source: RefSeq, a predicted model, not a curated record
CACCAACACGCAGGCAGCGCCACCUUUCCCCCACCCCGACCAACACGCUCAGCCUUCCGUUGGCGAGAUUUGCGCAGCCGAGACCGGAGCCGGUGUCUGCGCUCUGCGGGGCCGGGCGCGCGUCGUCUGGGAGGAGUAGCGAGAAGGAGGAUGGAGGCAUUUUUCACAGAGGGGGCCCGUGUGUGGGUCAAAGAGAAGGAGCAGCUGGUUCCCGCCACCGUCAACUCCUGUGGGGAUGGACCGCUUGUCGUCACAACCGACUACGGAGAGGUGUUGUACCUGCAGCAGGCCGAGGUCACCAGGGAGCGGGUGUACGCCAUGCAGCAGUCCAGCAUCGACGGGGUGGAGGACAUGUCGGCGCUGGCGGAGCUGCACGAGGCCGCCAUCAUGCACAACCUGUACCAGCGCUACCAGAAAGAUAACAUCUAUACCAACAUCGGCAGCAUCCUGGCAGCCGUCAACCCCUACAAGCAGAUCUCGGGUAUGUACGAUCCAGAGAAGGUGGACCAGUACUCCAAGCACCAUAUCGGGGAGCUGCCGCCGCAUAUCUUUGCCGUGGCCAAUGAAUGCUACCGCUGCAUCUGGAAGCGCCAUGACAGUCAAUGCGUCCUCAUCAGUGGUGAAUCAGGGGCAGGAAAAACGGAGAGCACCAAACUGUUGCUCCAGUUCCUGUCGGUGAUGAGCCAAAAAUCAACCGGGACGCCUCCAUCGGAGAAAAGUACCCGAGUGGAGCAGGCCAUCGUUCAGAGCAGUCCGAUCAUGGAAGCGUUCGGUAACGCCAAGACUGUUUACAACAACAACUCCAGUCGCUUUGGGAAAUUCAUCCAACUUCACUUCUCUGAGGGCGGCAACAUCCAGGGAGGCUGCGUCAUCGACUAUUUACUGGAAAAGAACCGGGUGGUGCGACAAAACCCUGGAGAACGAAACUACCACAUUUUCUACGCUCUGCUGGCAGGAGCUAACAAAGAAGAUAAAGGCCUCUACUUCCUGGAGGACCCUGCCGAAUCGUUCCACUACCUCAGCCAAUCGGGAUGUCUGAAGGACAAGAGCCUGAAUGACAAAGAACUGUACAACAGCGUCAUGGAGGCGCUGAAGGUGCUGGAGUUCGGCGAGGAGGAGAUCAGAGACAUGUUCAAGCUGCUGUCAGGAGUCUUACAGCUGGGAAACAUCGAGUUCAUGACUGCAGGAGGAGCCCAGAUCACAACCACGCAAGUGGUCUCGGACGCCAGCGAGCUGCUGGGCCUGGACGCCUUCCAGCUGUCUGAAGUGCUGACUCAGCGCUCCAUCAUCCUCAGAGGAGAAGAAAUCUGCUCGCCACUCACGAUAGAGCAGGCCGUUGAUUCCCGGGAUUCGGUCGCCAUGGCGUUAUAUUCCCAAUGUUUCUCCUGGAUCAUUCUCAAGAUCAAUCAGAAGAUCAAAGGGAAGGAAAACUUUAAAUCCAUCAGCAUCCUCGACAUCUUCGGCUUUGAGAACUUUGAGGUGAAUCGGUUUGAGCAGUUUAACAUCAACUACGCCAACGAGAAACUGCAGGAGUACUUCAACAAGCACAUCUUCUCCCUGGAGCAGCUCGAGUACAACAGGGAAGGUGUCCAGUGGGACGCAAUCGACUGGAUGGACAAUGCUGAGUGUCUCGACCUCAUAGAGAAGAAACUGGGCUUGUUGGCGCUUGUGAACGAAGAGAGUCGAUUCCCCAAAGGGACAGACGUCACGCUGCUGGAGAAGUUGCACAGCAGACACUCGACGAACCCGUACUACGUCAAGCCCAGACUCGCCGAUCAUCAGUUUGGAAUCAAACAUUAUGCCGGCGAGGUCCUGUAUGACGUCAAAGGGAUCCUGGAGAAGAACAGAGACACCUUCAGAGACGACAUCCUCAACAUGCUCAAGGACAGCAGACUCGACUUCAUCUACGACUUGUUUGAGAAAGUCGGCAGCAGGAACAACGAGGAGAAGAUGGGCACGGCCAGACGCAAACCCACCGUGAGCUCCCAGUUCAGGGACUCCCUCCAUUCCCUCAUGGCCACCCUGAGCGUGUCCAACCCUUUCUUCAUCCGCUGCAUCAAGCCCAACAUGAAAAAGAAUCCGAGUGUGUUUGACCCAGAAGUCGUCCUGAACCAGCUGAGGUAUUCUGGGAUGUUGGAGACUGUGAAGAUCCGUCGCGCUGGGUUCCCCGUCCGCAGAACCUUUAAAGAUUUCUCCUCUCGGUAUAAAAUCAUUGCGAAAGAGACAUCAUCAUCAUCAUCAUCAUCAUCAUCAUCAUCAUCAGCAGGAGAUGAUAAGAAGAGAUGCACAGACCUUCUCCUCAAAUAUGACAAGACCAAGAAAGAGUGGCAGUUGGGCAAAACCAAGGUGUUCAUGAAAGAGUAUCUCGAGCACCGUUUAGAGAAAGACAGAGAUGACGUCCGAUCCAAAGCUGCCAUGAUAAUCCGAGCCCACCUCCUCACUUUCUCUGCCAAGAAGCACUUCCACCGCGUGCGCGCCAGCGUCGUCGCCCUCCAGAAGCACUUCAGGAAGCACUUGCAGCGCAGGCGCUUCGUGAAGCAGCGUCAGGCCGCGCUGGUGCUGCAGAGGCACCGGCGGGGGCAGGUGGCGCGCACGCGAGUCCGAAAACUCAGGGGGGAAAAGCAGAAGAGGGAGGAAGAAGAGAAGAAGCAAGAGGAGAAGGAGCAGAAGACGGCGGGCGAAGGAGCGGAGAAGGCGGAUGAAAGUGCUUCUACUCCAGGAGAGGCCCAGCAGAUGGAGGAGAUCCUGCAGCUGGAGCGAGAGAUCGAGCGGCUGCAGAAGAAGAGGGAGGACGAGGUGUCCCAGCUGUGCGAGUCCUCCAAGCAGGAGCUGCAGCUGCGGCGAGACGCCGAGCUGGAGCGGCUGAAGAAGGAGGCGUCGCGCAAAGCCACGGAGCUCAUCGACCUGAACUUCGGGGGCGUGGACGCCUCCCCGGGAGUGGCCGCCGCCGCCGCCGAGGCUCGAGCGCCGAAAGCGGCGAGCGCCACCGGGGGAGCGUCGAAGGAGGAGGAGGUGGACGAGGGGUUCCACGCCGAGGAGGAGUGCAUCCCGCUGCCCGACUUCCCUCCUCCCGCCGAGACGGACGCUCCCGUCGACCAGGACGUCUUCGCUCACCUCCCUCCUCCUCCGCCUGCUUUUGCCGAGGGCACGGUGCCUCCUGCUCCGCCUCCCCACGCUGACGGCGCGGCUGUUGCCGGAACUCCUCCCCCUGGAGACGGCUCCCUUGUGCCUCCUCCUCCUCCUCCCCCAGGAGAGGGGGAGAAGAAAGACGGAGCCAAGGCAGACGGCGAGAGGAAGGUGAGCGUGGUGGAGAGCCUCGGGGACGGGGAGGAGCCCAUCUACAGCAUGCCGGCCGACACCGAGUCCGACUACGACCAGGAGGACGAGGAGGGGUCCGGCUCCGCGUCGGGGAGCAACCGGGGGAGCGCCGCGGCGACCGAUGAAGAGCACCCGAGGAAGUCCACCUGCACCAACACCAGCGUCGAGUCCUACAGAGGCAGCUCCGACUCUUAUGCAGACAGUGACGACGAACACGACGGCAUGAUGGACACCGAUGAAGAAGUGACGAAUGGCAGAGUGACCCUGCUCAAUGGGAACGGACCCCCUUAUUUCCAUGGCUACCUCUACAUGAAGGCCGGUCUGAUGAUCCCGUGGAGGAGGCGCUGGUGUGUGCUGAAGGAUGAAACCUUCAUGUGGUUCCGGUCCAAACAAGAGUCUCUCAAGUCCGGCUGGCUCCACAAGAAGGGCGGAGGCCUCUCCACCCUCUCCCGGAGGUUGAACUGGAAGAUGCGCUGGUUUGUACUGAGGGACAGCAAACUGAUGUACUACGAGAACGACAGCGAGGAGAAGCUGAAGGGAACCAUCGACAUCCGAGCUGCCAAGGAGAUCGUGAAUAAUCACGAAAAGGAGAACGCUCUGAACCUCGUGACGGACGAGAGGACCUAUCAGGUGUUUGCUGAGUCACCAGAGGACGCAAGCGGCUGGUUUAAUGUGCUCAGUAAAGUGCGAGUGUGCACUCCUGAGCAGCUGAUGGAGAUGUCCCACGAACAGGCCAACCCAAAGAACGCCGUGGGAACUCUCGACGUGGGGCUGAUCGACUCCGUUUGUGCUUCAGACAACCCCGAUCGGCCCAACUCUUUUGUCAUCAUUACGGCCAACCGUGUGAUCCACUGCAACAGCGACACGCCGGAGGAGAUGCAUCACUGGAUCAGUCUGCUGCAGAAACCCAAAGGAGACGCCCGGAUAGACGGACAGGAGUUCCUCGUCAGAGGCUGGCUUCAAAAGGAGAUGAAGACGAAUGCGAAGAGCACCUCCCUGAAACUGAAGAAGCGUUGGUUUGUUUUGACCCACAACUCCCUGGAUUACUACAAGAGCUCCGAGCGAAGCUCCUCCAAGAUGGGAACGCUGGUCCUUAACUCCCUCUGCGCUGUCAUUCAGCCGGAUGAGCGAGUGCACAGGGAGACAGGUUACUGGAACAUCAUUGUGUACGGGAGGAAGCACUCCUACCGCCUCUACACCAAGAUGCUGAACGAGGCCAUGAGGUGGACCGCUGCCAUACAGGGAGUCAUAGACAGCAAGACCCCCAUAGAGACCCCGACUCUGCAGCUCAUCAGAGACAUCAAGGAGAACAGUGUGAACCCAGACAUCGUGGAGCAGAUGUACAGGAGGAACCCCAUCCUCAGAUACACUCAGCAUCCUCUGCACUCCCCUCUGCUGCCGCUCCCUUACGGAGAGGUACCCAGCCUUCAACGGCAGCAGGGCUAUGCCAGCCUGCAGGAUGAGGCGGUGCGGGUCUUCAACUCGCUGCAGGAGAUGGAGACGCUGGCAGACACGGUGCCCAUCAUUCAGGGCAUCCUGCAGACCUGCCAGGACCUGCGCCCUCUCAGGGAUGAGGUAUAUUGUCAGGUGAUCAAGCAGACCAAUCACGUGCCUCAGCCCAACAGCCCAGCCAAUCGGGCACACUGGCAUCUUCUCACCUGCAUGAGCUGCACCUUCCUGCCCAGUCGAGUCAUCCUCAGAUACCUCCGCUUCCACCUCAAGAGGGUGCGAGAGCGUUAUCCCGGCACGGAGAUCGAGCGUUACACCAGCUUCGUCGGGGAAUCCCUGAAGAAGACCAAGGCUCGUGAGUUUGUUCCCUCUCAGGAGGAGAUCGCCGCCCUGCUGGCGAGACAGGAGAUGAGCACCACCGUCUAUUGCCACGGAGGAGGCUCCUGCAAGAUCUCCAUCAACUCGCACACCACGGCUGGAGAGGUUGUGGAGAAGCUGAUCCGAGGUCUGGCGAUGGAGGAGAGCAAGAACCUGUUUUCUCUGUUUGAGCACAACGCCUGCACAGACCGAGCUUUGGAGAGCAGAGUGAUCGUGGCCGAUGUUCUGGCUAAGUUUGAGAGGUUGGCAGGUAGUGAAGAAGAGGAGGAGGAAGGAGAAUGGAAACUCUACUUCAAGCUCUACUGCUUCUUGGACAUAGAGAGCAUGCCAGAAGAAGGAGUGGAGUUUGCUUUCAUGUUUGAGCAGGCUCAUGAGGUUUUGAUAAGCGGCCACUUCCCGGGCUCAGAGGAGACGUUGCAGCACCUGGCCGCUUUACGCCUGCAGUACCUCCACGUCGACGGGGCGGGGAGGGCCGGCUGGAGCCUGGGGAACGUUUAUCCCAUCGGACGUCUCCGCAAUCGCAUCGUCCACUCCACCAAGCCGGGCCUUGGGGCAGCAGGUGGGGCCGGAGGAGCUGGAGGAGGAGCAGGAGAUGGGAAAGGAAUCGCAGGACUACAGGGAGGUGUCGGGGCCGGGGUCGAGAAACGAAGGACCCCGAGCUUCCUGGACGGCACCCUGAGGAGGAGCUUCAAGACCGGGUCCCUGAAGAAGCAGAAGGUGGAGGAGGAGCAGAUGCUGGAGAUGUGGGUGAAGGAGGAGACGUCGGCCACACGGACCAGUGUUCUGGAGAAGUGGACCCGGCUGCAGGGCACGCCUCAGCAUCAGGCCAUGCUCAAAUACAUGAGCGUCGUCAAGGAGUGGCCUGGAUACGGAUCCACUCUGUUUGAUGUGGAGUGUAAAGAAGGCGGCUUCCCUCACGACCUGUGGCUGAGCGUGAGCGCUGACAACGUGUCCGUGUACAAGCGCGGGGAGCCGAAGCCGCUGGAGACCUUCCAGUACGAACACAUCACCUUCUUCGGGGCGUCGCAGCCGUGCACCUACAAGGUGAUCGUGGACGAGAGGGAGAUGUUCUUCGAGACGCCGCUUGUCGGGGAGAUCACCAAAAUCAUGAGGGCCUACAUCAACAUGGUGGUAAAGAAGCGCUGCAGCAUCAUGUCGGUGACCAGCAUAACCAGUUCCUGGGUCAGGUGAUCGGUCCGAGCCCUCGGUUCAUCCCGGGGCGGCCGGCGCCUCGAGACGCAUCGGUUGGUAGUUUUGUGAUGGAGGCAGUCGCACCGGCAGCUGUUCCUCAGAGAAGAGCGAUGGACGAGAUGGAGGCGGACUCUGAAGAAAAAAUGCACACUCUACUGGGCCUGGGUCUCACCCGUGAUGAGGGGAGAGGGAUCUUUUUACACGCAUGACAAUGAGAAGAACCUGUGUUCCGGGACGGCCUCUUCAAAUUCAUCACCUGCCAGUUGUAGUCCUGCAUGUCGAUGUUCAAGCACACGCCGAACUCCUCUCCGCUUCCCUUUCUGGACGAAACUCACAAGCACAACUCAGCCGUCCGAUCCCAGUCCGUCCCAAGUGCCCCCCACCCUCCCUCAGUGCACUGCCAAGCCACACUUUCUCAGUUAAAUCUCUUUCUUUCUCACUCCUCCAAUUUCCAGAGUCUCUCUCUUUCCCGUCGCGUGUCCUCGCUCCUGUUGCACCUUUUGUUUGCCGUCGGUAUCGAGUCGUUAUGCUAGAUUCUUGCUUUCUCUCUGUCGUUUUCUCUUUCUCUCUCUGUCGUUCAUCAGCGGUGUCACAUCUGUUCAUGACUGAGAAAAAGGACUCAGUGGUGGUUCUUCUAAAGGGGAAACUGAGCUCGGUGUUCACUCGUCAGCGCCACCGUGUGGCCACAAGGAGAAAACCAAGCCAAAGGAAACGGCGUUUACAUAUUUCUGAACAAUAUCAAAUAGAUAUUCUUGAGGGAAAAAACAGUAGAGGUUUUGCUUUGGAGGCUCUGCGGUCACGUUUAACUCGACAAAGAGAGCAAUAUCAACCAUAUAGUAUGAGUCCAAACAUGUCCCUAUCUAUGUAUACAUUUAACACACACUACAUAUAUCUACUGUAUAUUCACACACAUGUACACAUAAACUGAACCAACAUGCAUUGUUUUAUACUGUAUAUCACGCAUUAUAAGAGUUAUUAUUGAAUCUUUCAGUGGCCACUCCACUGUACAGUAUAUAGAUGCCAUACUAAAUGCAAUGUGACACCUCUCGUGUAAAAUACAUGCAAGUGAAUGGUGUGAAUAAUGACCACUGUAUUUCUGAAUAUGAUGACAACACUGUUCAUCAUUCACUGGCUGUGCCAUUAAUGUGACUCAGAGAAUUUAAUAGUAAAAAACACAGACUAUAUUGAGACGGGCUGCUGUGGUGGUCAUGUUUCCAGUGUUUUAAUGAGUUUAUCAUUGUUGUUACCUGUGGGACUCACUCUGCGGCAGUAAUUGGAGCCAUAUACAAUAUUGUAUAUAUCUUGUGUGCUCAUGCUAUUCACUUUAUUUCUUUAUUAAGAUCAGUGACUUGAAAAACAAUGCAUAAGAGCGCCAGUGUGUCUGUGUUUCCAAUUUGUUUCUGAACAUAUGACUUUUAUUACUAAUACUACUAGUAUUACUGUACUGUAUGUCCUCUGCUAUCUUAACCACCCUGAAGUGCUGUGUCUGGAAUGCUGCUGCUGUGUGUGUGUGUGUGUAUGUGUGAGAGAGAGAGAGAGAGAGAGAGUGUAUUUAUGGUGUAACAGUUGAAAAGUGAAAAGAGAAGUGUUUGUAAUGAGUGUAUUCCUUGGAAAUAAGACGUAUUUACAUGACUAACCUUUGCAAAGAAUGGUGUCGUGAUUGUGAGUUAAAUGGAAAAGCAUGGGAUUAUUAGGGCUAGGCGUUAUUUCAUUCUUCUUGUACUGUAUGUAUUGCAAGAUGUGUUUGGGAGGAUAAUGUGUACAAAAAAAUUCGAAUUUUUUUCAGUGUAAGAGGAACAGAUAAGACACUGUGAGGAUAUGGGCUCAGAGGUGGUUCUAAUUGUGCACUGAGAAUGCUGACAGUCAUGUGUGUGUGUGUGUGUGUGUGUGUGUGUGUGUGUGUGUGUGUGUAUGUGUAUAUUUUUGGACUGAAAGUGAAGUCAGUUAUUUCAUCAGACACACCGCAGAGAGACAGCAGCAUCGUGAUAACACAUCUUUGUAAACAAAGUGUUGAAGCAAAUAUUAAAACUGGAUUACCAUUAAGUAAAGAAAACUCUAAUAUCCAGAGGUGGUUCAACUUAUUAUCUCAUUUGUUUUUAGGGAAGGUUCCCGAAACUAGUUUUUGUUGUCAAUAUUUAGUUAUGGCCUGCUAGAUUCUCAUGUAAAGUUGGACUCAAACUCCCUUUCCACAAGAACACCAAGGACAUGACCUCAGAGUCAUCAACGGUAUCUUCGGCCCUGGCUGCAUGUCCCGCUGGGAUCCUGCCUCGAGUUAGAAUAAGCAGAACUCUCUGACAGGUUCCUUUUUUAACUUGAGGUUAUUUUAGUUUGGGCUAAAAUGAGAAGAAAACCAGAGAACCCACAAGCCAUAAUUCAGGAGGAACCUGUCUGCUCAGUUAUUUUACAUCUAUGGUUCUGUCUGUCACUGAUAUUGCACUGAGGAGGAAGAAGUUUCCCCGUGAUGCUGAAAUGUGAUCAGCAUCCACAAUAAAUUGAAGUUCAAUUUUCUGAUCGCAAAUCUGUUUCCAAGGGCAACUUCAUCACAGCGGGUCCUGUUAUCAGCCGCAGGCGGCGAGGUGGGGCUCCGUUCCUUUCUCACGUUAUGCUUAUUAUCAUCAUUUACAUAUUAAACAUUGUGCUGGUUAUGAAAAAAAAGAAAAGAGAAAGAGAGAGAGAUACGUGUGUUAUUCUUUUUUCAUUUGUAACUGGCUUUACAAAAUUAUGCUUUAAUAAAUUAUUGGAAUUAUUGUCCUCUA